This is a messenger RNA of Cucumis sativus (cucumber), 851 nucleotides long. RefSeq names its product dynein light chain 1, cytoplasmic. Lineage: Eukaryota; Viridiplantae; Streptophyta; Magnoliopsida; Cucurbitales; Cucurbitaceae. Gene Ontology annotation, molecular function: dynein intermediate chain binding; dynein light intermediate chain binding. Gene Ontology annotation, cellular component: dynein complex. Gene Ontology annotation, biological process: microtubule-based process. The transcript is spliced from 4 exons. The record is from RefSeq and is a predicted model, not a curated record. The coding region runs from base 209 to 571 and encodes 120 amino acids.
UUAAGAAAAGAAAAGAAAAGAAAAGAAAAAUGGAAUAGGAGGGAGGGCGGGUAGAGAGGACGACUGGGCGACGGGAAUCUUACGGAAGAGACGGCAGAGUGAUAGUGGUUGAGAGCGAUAUCCCCUUCUUCUCUCUCACUCCCUCUUCUCCUUCAUCUCUUACCCACGUACACCAACCAAUAUUCUCUCCCUAAACUCCAUCUAAAUCAUGAACCAAGAUUCUCGCCGCCCCACCAAUCAUCCUCCACCUCCAAUUGUCAAGCUUGAAUCUACAGAUGAUCGCAAACCCUCAUCUCCCGCUCCCCUCUCCAAGAAAAUCGUCAUCAAGAGCGCCGAUAUGUUCACUGACAUGCAGAAGGAGGCUAUUGACACUGCCAUAGCCGCAUUUGAGAAACAUUCCGUUGAGAAGGAUAUUGCCGAACAGAUAAAGAAAGAGUUUGAUAAGAAUCAUGGACCCACCUGGCAUUGCAUCGUCGGUCGUAAUUUUGGAUCUUAUGUAACACACGAAACAAACCAUUUUGUUUACUUCUACCUCGAUCAAAAAGCAAUUCUACUUUUCAAAUCUGGUUGAGGAUUGUUGUCCCCUUGAAAAAGAUGCCACCAGCAACUACGCUUAGCAGCACCCCUACCCUCAACUUUCUUAGGCAGGGGAGGAAUUUUGGGGCCUUUGUUCUUGAAAAUUAUGGUUGAGUCAUGAGUGUGUUGUAAUAUUAAUACAAGGAUCUGUAGUCUUGAAUUUUUGUUUUAUAUUUUCAGUUUUGCUUAAUUUGGUAAAGGCAUGUUUGUUUGCUUGUUUGACAAAUGUUGUUAUUCAAAUAAUUAACUUUGAAAACAGCUAUUUUUUUUUCUUC